Molecule: messenger RNA, 1745 nt
Organism: Durio zibethinus
Lineage: Eukaryota; Viridiplantae; Streptophyta; Magnoliopsida; Malvales; Malvaceae
Source: RefSeq, a predicted model, not a curated record
GGAGUAAGAGAACGUAACAUCAAAACAAAACUUAAGUUUUAAUAUUAUGUUAAGUAUCUAAUCUACAACAGAUAAACAGACUCAACAUAAAUAUAAAAUUAUAAAAAAUUAAAUAUUUAAAAUUCGUCGGAUAAUAAAAAUUUAACAAUAACAUUCACGCAAGAACUCAUAGAAAAUGAAAUGGAUCCAUUUCCUUUAUUUAUACCAACCAUUCUAUGCAUCCUUCUUUGUUUGGCGCACCUACAGCAACCAGUCAUGGCUGAGUUUUGCGUUUAUGUCCAAACUCUACGCAAACACUCAUUUCCCCGUCUUCUCCGCCUGCCUUUCAAUUUCAAGACUUCAUGUCCUGAAACCUGAGGGAUUAGAAAGAAAGUGGUGGUGGUUGAAGUGCUUCUUUGACAUCUAAUAACCACGAAAUGCAUAGGGAGAGAUUCUUCGUCUGUUGAAUCAGUAGCUUCUACAAAUCAUUACCAAAUGGAAGAAUCUUCAAAUGGAAGACUAAUGGAGAUCCUGAAAGUACAAGCACAUGAUGAAGAGAAGGAAGUUGUCUUGGAAAAUUCUACAGCAUCAAAACCAGACGUUGAAUUUGUCAGAGACAUUACUGCUAAUGGGAACUCAGUGUCCGUUAAUGAAACUCCUGAUGUAGAGGAUUCCAGUUCAAGCAGAAGCAGGUUCGACGAAGAGGCAGAAACUGUGAAAAGGAGUUCUCAGGUGGAGAAUUCAGAGAAUAUUGAAGAGGAGAAAGUAAUUUCUGAUUCAGUUGUUGAGGCAGUUGAACUUGAACCUGAGGUUUCGUUAACUGAAGAGUUAAGUCAAGAUAUCAAACCAUCAGUUAAGAAAUCAUCAGAUUCUGAUGUUGCUGAAAUAGAUGGCAAAGAAAAAGAAGAGAACAUUUCACCAUCUUUGGACGAGACUUUUGCGGAUUCUUCAAUAUUAACAGAUUUGUUAGUAAAUGGUUUGAAGGAAGAAACUGAGCAGCUGUUCUCUUCUGAGACCACUGGGGAUUCUGCAAUCUUAACAGAAGUGGAAUCAAAGCGACUUGAUGAGGAAACAACUCCGCCAGGUUUGGAUGAGACUAAUGGCUCCAUGGUUGCAGCAGAUGUCGUGUCCAGGGGAAUUGAAGAAACAACUAUUUCUUGUUUGGCUGAGAAUGGUGGAGUUCCUGAAGCUGCAGUAGCCCAAGGAAUCACGGAAACCAAAAUUGCAGCUUCAGACAAUAAUGCUGGGGUUUCAUCAAGUUUCCCUGAUUUUGCAUCUAAGAAAAAUGUUGAAGAUUCAUUGCAGGCAGCAAAUGUUCCUAUCGUUGAGACCAGAGAUACUGGUGAACUAGUAAACAAGCCUGAGAUCCGUGAAAGCACGGGAAAUGAGCCUAUCAUAUCCCUGAGUCAUCGUUCCCAGCAACCAACUUCUUGGAAGAGUUGCUGUGGACUUUUUGAAGUUCUGUGGCGCUCAGACAGAUAAAACUCAAGAGACAGUAUUACUGGAAAAAAGUUAUGCGGAAUUACAAGUUCUUGGUGGAGUUUAGAGGCUGUUAUGAUGUUUUUUCAGCAUUUUUCUGCAAAAUAAUCAUUAAGAAGAAAUGUCUAGGUCCCCAAGUGAAGCUUGUUGAGAAUGUAUUAGAACUUGGAUGUUGGAUCUGCCGUUUGUGGAGUGUUUCAUCAGUUGGCCUUAUAGUUACACUGUUUGUAUUGUCUACGAUACUUACAUACUAAUUUAUGUGAUGACAUGAUUUCAUUUCCUAUUGG